AACAAGUCAAUUUUUCGUAAAAAUGGUGAAUAUUCGACCAAUUUCGAAGGAACUCGCUUUGAAGGCGGAAAAGGAGCUCAAUGAAAAACCUGAGAGGAUUCAAGAAGAUAUUGAUGCCUUAAGAGCUUGGAUUGCAAAAACGCCUUAUUUGAGGGCACGUACUGACGAUCAGUUUUUGGUGAAUAUUUUACGUGGCUGCAAAUAUAGCUUGGAAAAGGCAAAGACAAAAAUUGAUGCGUAUUAUACGAUUCGAACGGCAUUCAGUGAGGUUUUUAGUGAUAGAUAUCCGAUUACGGAUAAGAUGAUAGAGAUAUUGAGACUUGGAAUAAUCCUCCCUCUACCUGAAACCGACGGUCCUGAUGGUCCCCGCAUCGUCCUCAGUCGUGUCGGCAUGUACGAUCCCGAAAAAUACACGUUACCCGAACUCUUCAAAUCCACAUUGCUCAUUACCGACGUCUUGCAUCUCACAGACGACAACGUCACCAUUGCCGGUCAAACGAGCAUUCAAGACUCCAAAGGCGUCACAAUGGCCCAUCUCUCCAAAUUCAAUCCACUCUUCAUGAAAAAAAUGUCAAUGGCAUUUCAGGAGGGAAAUCCAACGAGAAUUAAGGGAUUACAUUACGUCAACACACCGCCCGCAUUCUUGUCACUUUUUAAUUUCUUUAAAACUUUCCUAAAUGACAAAGUUAAAUCCCGGAUACGCAUGUAUGGCGACAACAUGGAAGAGUUACACAAAAAUAUCCCGAAACGAUUGCUACCUGCGGAGUAUGGCGGCGAAGCAGGCACCAUAGCGGAAAUUACGGAGCAUUGGGUUCAAAAAGUUCUCGAGCACGCAGAAUAUUUUAAGGAGGAUGCGAAAUACGGAACUGAUGAGAAAAAACGUCCUGGACGCCCAAAAAAUGCGGAAAAUUUAUUCGGCAUUGAAGGAUCGUUCCGACAACUUUCCUUCGAUUAAAAGAAAAAAUUCAACAAGUUUCGCGAAAAAUAAAUUUUUGGCUAUAAAUAAAUUUUCACGUCGAAAAUUUAAUUAGAUUCGCGACUAAAAGCUAAAUUUACUCGUGUUAUUUAACGUUUUUAAAGCGGGAUUAACGCCUUUUGUGUUACUCGCAGUGCAAUGAAGCAAGAUAAAUGAUUAUUCAAAUUACGUAAUUACACUUAAUUUGCUGUUAAAGAAAUGAACGUACUCGCAACGUAAUAAAAAGUGUGAUAAAAUUUUCAAAUAUUCAAGUUC
This is a messenger RNA of Culicoides brevitarsis, 1231 nucleotides long. RefSeq names its product alpha-tocopherol transfer protein-like. The coding region runs from base 23 to 955 and encodes 310 amino acids. Gene Ontology annotation, cellular component: membrane. The record is from RefSeq and is a predicted model, not a curated record. Lineage: Eukaryota; Metazoa; Arthropoda; Insecta; Diptera; Ceratopogonidae. Gene Ontology annotation, molecular function: phosphatidylinositol bisphosphate binding. The transcript is spliced from 3 exons.